AUGAGGUUUCGACUGGUCAAAAGGAAUCUGCUAGUGCUCUUGGGAGUUACCUUUAUUGUUGCAACCCUCCUGUUUUCCACACGCCUGUUAAUAGUCUCUGAAAAUGACACUAGAGAGCCUAACCGUGCCGUUCGAGAUAACCCGGAUAUUCAUUCUGGGGACAUACUGAAGUUUAACUUUGGCUCCCUGUCAGAGCUGACCCAGUCCGUUUACAGUGCCAAUUUUAAGCAGGGCGUUCAAAAUGCAGACAGGUUUCCAGGGGAGCCUCAGCUGGUUCUUGUUGUGCAGGUUCACAACAGGCCUGAAUACCUCAAACUGUUCAUCAGGUCCUUAGAAAGAGCGGCUGAGGUCCACAGCUUUCUCCUUAUCUUUAGCCAUGACCAUUUUUCUGAGGAAAUAAACACAAUUGUGCAAGGGAUAACUUUCUGCAAAGUACUGCAGAUUUAUUUCCCUUUCAGUACUCAGCUGUAUCCCCAUGAGUUUCCUGGGCAGGAUCCACAAGACUGCCCUCGAGACCUAUCCAAGGACGAUGCUGUCAAAACAGGAUGUCUUAAUGCACAACACCCUGACUCGUAUGGGCAUUACAGGGAAGCCUUCAUCACCCAAACCAAACACCACUGGUGGUGGAAAUUGCACUUUGUGUGGGAGCGAGUGCAGGCAAUGCAGGGAUACAGGGGUUUUGCAAUUUUUCUUGAAGAGGACAAUUACAUCCUACCAGACUUUUUCCACUUUUACAAAUUCAUGAUAGAUUUCAAGAAGAAGAGCUGCUCAGACUGUGAUGUGCUUGCUUUGGGAAACCAUGAUGACCUGACAGAUUUUAUCAGAAUUUCCAAUAAGGUAUUGACCACUGGGUGGAUGUCCACUAAACAUAAUAUAGGCAUGGCCAUUUCCAGGGAGAUGUAUUACAAGCUGAUGGGCUGCAGCAACGAGUUCUGCACCUAUGACGAUUACAACUGGGACUGGACAUUGCAGUACCUUUCAGGAACCUGCAUAUCAAAGCCUGUCAAAGUCCUGGCAGCCCUUGGCUCCAGGGUUCUGCACACCGGGGACUGUGGUCUUCACCAGAAGGAGAACUGCAGACCGGAGCAAGCCCUACAAAGGGUUGAGGAGAAACUUCGAAUGACCAAAGAGGGACUCUUUCCUCAGUCUCUUAUCCUCAUGAGAGCUGAAGCACCUGAGCACAAAGCGCAUCUGAAGAAUGGAGGAUGGGGAGAUGUCCGAGACCAUAUUUUAUGCAAUAACUAUGCCAAACGCCUUUGA
Messenger RNA from Menidia menidia (Atlantic silverside), 1260 nucleotides. The record is from the annotation of a GenBank genome assembly. NCBI's taxonomy places the organism in Eukaryota, Metazoa, Chordata, Actinopteri, Atheriniformes, Atherinopsidae.